AUGGGUAAAGAUGAUGUUGUCCAGAUGCACAAAGAUUUUCCAAAUAUUCAUAUUGUUGUUUCUCACAUGGAUAAUGUUCCUCAUGCAACACAAACACGUAUUGAUAUUUCAGAAGCUGUGAAUCAAAACAAUAUUAAAGAAUUUGUUUCAAUUCCAGCAGAUGGUGAAACAAUUGAAUUUUAA
Molecule: messenger RNA, 183 nt
Organism: Trichomonas vaginalis G3
Lineage: Eukaryota; Parabasalia; Trichomonadida; Trichomonadidae
Product: beta-lactamase superfamily domain-containing protein
Exons: 1
Coding region: 1-183 (60 amino acids)
Source: RefSeq, a predicted model, not a curated record